Messenger RNA from Besnoitia besnoiti, 2223 nucleotides. RefSeq lists its product as uncharacterized. The record is from RefSeq and is a predicted model, not a curated record. The coding region runs from base 1 to 2223 and encodes 740 amino acids. Lineage: Eukaryota; Apicomplexa; Conoidasida; Eucoccidiorida; Sarcocystidae. The transcript is spliced from 6 exons.
AUGUAUGAUUCAUAUCAGGCGUUUCUCCGGUGGGACAACGCGCGAAUGGAGCAAACGAAAACAGCGGGAGUUAAACGGAGUUACGAAACGAGCAGUGGCUUUGCGAAUCAGCCAGAUGCCUGUCCACAGGCAACAGCCAACAUCGGAAUCUGCGCAACCCCAAUUGGCUUCUUCUACAGAUGUCCACAGGACGGCGCGGCACCGCCAUCUCGCGACGCUCUCCUGCUUGGCUGCCAGGUGGGCCUCAAGCGUCACUCCCUCUUUAAAGCUUCGGCGUGUGUAAAACAUAAGGGACGUUUCCGCCAUCGCCUGCGUGACAGCGAAUCCACUGGACUGUCGGUUAACCAGCCGGAUGACUCUCCGGUCCACUCCUCAUUCUUUCGACCGCAUAGUGUCAACCGUUUCACUCUGCUCACACCUCCCGACGAACGGGACGAGACGUCUGAGGAGAGAAAACGAAGCACCCCUCUUUAUCACACCGGUGAUGCGCAGGGGACGCCUGGCCUCGAAGAGAGCAAUCCCAUUCUGUCUGCUCCUUUCCCGCCAACUAGUGCGGAGCGGUUCGCCAUUGGCCGCGAUCUUCUGUACGGCCCCCGAAAGACUCGAAAUAUAACUGCGCCAUGGCGUAGAGAGCAGAGGUGCUCCUCCGCUGCAGAGAGGGGCGCCGGCGUACCAGACGAACAGCGUUUUCCUGGUCCUUUGAGUUUCUACGACGACCGCCAACUCCCUGGUCCUGAAGUGAUGCUGGCCUCUCCUGAAGAUGUCUAUAUUCUCGACUUCGACCACGUUAUUCACACCAACACACGCGAGCUCGUUCAGACAGCUGUCCGCGCGUGGCGCAGAAUAGAGAAGGCUUCCCAAGCAUGUAAGUCAGGCCAUACCCGACAGCAUGCGGGCAUGAGCGCUACUCGCGGACGGAAGUUGGAAAAGGCACAGCGGAGUUCCAGGUCUAGCUCGAAUUCCUCGACAGCGCCCCGAGUCCCUCUGUCUUUGCUGUUUUCUUCUGCGCGUUUUGAUGGCGAAACCCCUUUCUGGUUCUUGGAGCGCGCCCGUGAUAUUCGCCGAGCGGUGGCGCUUCGAGGCGUUGCAGACUUUAUGGUUGCAAUGCGCCACGUUCUCGACGAGGUCGUAGAGGCAGAAACGCGCCGGGGGGAGAGCGUGGACGCGUUCGUGGAGGAAAAACAGCGAGUCUUUCGUGCGGAAUGGAACACAAUGGACGACUUAGAGAGAAUGUGGCUGCUGACGCGCGAAGGCGACAUGGGCGACGUGCGAGACGUUCUCGCGUUCAAAAGGGGUGCUGGAGGAGAAUUUCCGUGGGCGGUUCGACGCCUCCGCGGGUGGGAAAACCAGGACGGAGCCCGUCGUUCGGAGGUGUAUCGUCGCUAUGGGGUGACAUCCGAGGAGCUUCAAGAAGCCUUUGACAUUUCGCGGCGAGAGUGGCGGGCGAACGACGCCGCAACGUGGAAUGAGCAUGUCAAAUACCGGAGCGACACACGGCACCUCGACCCAGUCGACGUCGAGCGACUUGAGGCUUACGAGGGCUUCAAUCCUGCAGCUGUUUGUCUUAUCAACAACCACAUCAACAGCUGGCACCGCCCGGUGCACAUUAUUUCCGCCUGGGAGCGCUCAGAGGAUCUUUUCCGCAUACUAAAGCAGAUAGGCCUCAAAUUCGACCACGACGAUGCGAGACGACUUCUAUUUGUGUACGGGAGAGAUGAAAUGGAGGACGCCGCGGCUGCCCAAGCCGACAAACAGCAAGGCGGAGGAAAUCAAAUUUCGUGGAAGAAAGCGGCGCUUGUGAAAUCCAUUCUGCAGAAGUGGAAGCCCAAGAGCGACUCCUGGCGACCAGUACACGUCAUUGACGGUGAUGUGCGGGCUUUACUGGUCUUCGCCCGUGACAGCGAGCUAGCUGAAGCACAUCUGUACUUCUGCGAAUGGGGGCAUUCAGCGAUCGACGACAAGGUGAAGGCGUUUUUGGCUAGCAAAAUUAAGUACUUGAAAGAAAGCAUGCAGCUGGUCAAGUUGAUGGGCACACCAGCAGACAUUCCAGCUCGCCAAUGGACACACGGGUUCACAAGCUGCCCCCCGGAGUGGCUGGAGGCCUACAAGAUGAUGCCGUGGCUACGGUGGGCCGAUCUCAAUGACAAGGAGGAGGUCAUCGUGCAAGAUUUCGCAAUGCCGCCUCCAACAACCUCUCCUAUUACCAGUUCCAUCAGUUUUUAA